Messenger RNA from Drosophila navojoa, 4052 nucleotides. It is a transcript of the gene Grip163, whose product is annotated as gamma-tubulin complex component 6. Gene Ontology annotation, molecular function: microtubule minus-end binding; gamma-tubulin binding. NCBI's taxonomy places the organism in Eukaryota, Metazoa, Arthropoda, Insecta, Diptera, Drosophilidae. Gene Ontology annotation, biological process: meiotic cell cycle; mitotic cell cycle; microtubule nucleation. Gene Ontology annotation, cellular component: gamma-tubulin complex; microtubule organizing center; spindle pole. The record is from RefSeq and is a predicted model, not a curated record.
UAUUGGAAAUUAUUUCAUUAAUAAGCUGUAUUUUUUUAUUUUGAAUGGAAGCAGUUUGUAAUUCCAACGAGCGUGUUGUCAGUUUAGUUACGAAAAUAGUUGCUCAACUUUCGCGAAAUGAGCGCGCUCAAACGGAUGAAGCAGCUGCAGUGCAGCCGUCGCCUGCUUCCAUUAUGGAGAGACGCAGAAAACUCUACGAAUCGCUACUGUCAUCUCAGAAGUUUGAACAAUGCACCGACUUAAAUUGUGCAUUGGGAAACAAUAUUGAAAAUUGUGUCCAAACCAUGUAUAUCAACCUGGAAAAGCAACAGACCGAUCGGCAACAAAAACUUACAAAGUCGGUUGGCUUAAGAAGGACAAGCAAUAUGAUGUUAGCUAAGCCUCUACGAUUGCAAUCGAGUCCUUGUUUCGAGGAGCAGUUUCCACAAUAUACUGUUAACACAGCUCCUAAGAUUUUAAGAUCAAUCGAGAAUAUGCGGGACGCGAUGAAGCCGAUUGUUUUCCGCACCUUAUCAACUGUAUAUCUAAAAGACAUUAAUGCAAUGCGCAAUGCCCACAAGAAUCAGAUCAAGUCCAGCUUAAAGUCCUCAAUACUGAAGGAUUCAAUGGCACGGAUGAAUGAAUCCAAGGGAGGAACAAGUCGUGUGAAGAUUAAUUUGCCUUUGCGUGAUAAAGACGAACCGCCUUUAAGUGAAUCCCUGGCUGAGAAAGAUUCAUCGACUGAUGUAACACUGGAGAAACAUUUUGUUUCGGAUCUACUCUUAAGCAACGAGCUCGCAUGGCACAUGGAUAAGACAUUGAAAUUAACCUUCAUUAAGCUGCCGCUUCUUAUCGAGCAUCUAAAACAGGCUGCAGCGGGUCUGCAAUCAGACACAAUUGUGUGCACGGCCGAAGGAAAUUUUAUGAUGAAGCCUCACAUAACACUAGACAUUGUUUUGCCCGAGCUGCUGGCUGAAUACGCAGACCCAUUCCUUGUCUCUGGCAGAGCCUAUCGUCGGCUCAGUGCGCGCACACAGUGUCAAUACGAAUCGAUUCGCAAUGAACGGCCUCUCAACAGAGCUUUGCGUCAGGCAAUAAUUAAUUUUAUUACGAAUAGCCGACUCUUUCUACUAUCGAUACCUGCCGAAAAUUUGGGACAGUUGCUGAGCGGCGCAGGCCCCACCAUGGAGCUAAUAAAGCAGAUGGCCCAGCUGUUUGAACUGGAGCAGAUAUGCGAUACGGAAGGAAUAGACGGCAUGUGCGCAAUGAAUCUGAUGAGCUUCGUUUGGUCGUUCAUUAAUGGGGGCAUAGAUUGCACAUUCUCACAAUUACUAAUGUACCUGUUGAGCUCGCUGUGUGAGACGUACUUCUCACAGCUGAAACGUUGGAUUUACCAAGGCGAGCUCGACGAGCCCUUCAACGAGCUCUUCAUUAAUUCUUGCACACAUAAAUUAAUGCACGAGCGCAGCAAAGAGUAUUUCGACAAGGCUUAUUAUAUACGAUCCGAUCUAGUGCCUGGGUUUCUAGUGGGCUGUGAACAGCCCAUACUUCAAUGUGGAAAAUACAACCGAUUUCUUAAGACCUAUAAUGCUCAGCAUCCAAUAUUCAGUUUAAAGUAUCCCAACUUGGUUCUCUGCCUAUCGGAGCAGCAUCUGUUAAAAAUUCGCCAGGAAUUGGAGCUGCAUUACGAUCAUAUACGUCAGAAAAUCAAACCAUUUAAGAUGCAAACCAUCCUCGAGGAUCACAUAGAGAAUAGCCAACGCUACGGUAACCGCAUGUGGGAUUGCACUCAGUCCUUUAUUGCAACUUGGAAGCAGGAACUGCUUGACCUACAAAUAGAGGCGGACAUCAAGAAAAAACGUCGCUACGAAGAGCUCAAUGAGCAGCGAGAGCAACAAGAACAAGUGCGAUUGGAACAACAGCGCUCUGAGCUGAUUCUGGAGCUAGAAUACUACGAAAAAUCUAAUAAAAUCGAAGAGCAACGUUUGCAGCAAAAGAAAAAGGAGUUGGAAGAGAAAGUUGCUGCGUUAAAGCAAAAGAUGACAGCUUCACUGGCAUCGGCUGAAGUCGCCAGCCCAGACGACAGCACAAGCAGUAGUCGCAGUUUUGUGUCGUGCGAGGAACCAGACAUAGAGAUAGUUGCGGAUAAGCGAGAAACAGCAGAGAUGGCACAGCCCAAUUCAGUUGAUCUAGCAGAGACCAAUCCAGUUGAAGUGGCAGAGCCCGAUCCAGUUGACGUGUCAGGGCCCAAAUCAGAUGAAGAAGAACCCAAUCUAGCUGAUGUGCUCAAUUCGAAUGAGACCGACAAGAGUUUGGCCCGUAAUCGUAUGCGCAACAAUUCAUCCGAACAGUUCCAGGAAUGUCAAAUGAAAGUGCAGCUGCACCAAAUAGCACACACCAGUGCAGCUUCUUACACAGACGCGGAGCUGAAUCGUUUGCGAGUUCUCAAUUGCACGGGCCAGCAACUCGGCACUAAAUUGCCGCCAGACAUGAACAUGAAUAUCGAAGAUCUCACAGACCUGCAGCGCAAUCGCUUGCGCAUGCACCAGCAUAAUAAUUUCAGUUCGCUUAACCAUGAAGACGAGCUGAAUAGCGAUUCUGAGAAGCGUCUGUUGCACUCAGACACGGAGCUGGCACGAAAUCGCCGUCGCGUGAUGGAAGGCGACUUCACAAUCAGUGGAGGCCUGGGCAACACCUUGCAUUUGCCAUUGCAGUCACAGGACCCCAGAGUGGAGUCCACAUUAGACAUUGGAACACCCAUGUCCAUUACAUCCGAUGUGGAAAUCGAUGUCCAGAUUCCAAAUGAAGUUAUUGACGCGACUAACAACAAUAACACAAAUAGCAGAAUUGUGAUCAAUGAUCAAGAAGAGAUCGAAGAGGCACCCGUAGUGACUGAGCCUGCGCCCCGAAUACUGCCUGUACCGAAAGAGAAAUCCGUUUUUAGCUUACCCAUAACACGAAGUGAUAGGGAGCAGUCACAUGCUGCGAGUCCGAUGGAAAAAAUCGGUCAUAAUCCAUUUUUAGUCAAACGAUAUAUGCAACUGUCUGUCCUGUUGCCAGUUAAAAUGCAUUUGUCGCUAUUGCGUAACGAGGUUCUGCGCAUAUUCCAUGAGCAAAGGAUUUUUGAUUAUUUUUGCGAUCUACGCAAAUAUUUCUUUUUGCUAGACGGAGAAUUUGGAACUGUGCUUAUUGGCGAAAUCCUGGGUCGCAUUGAAUCCGGCUCAGUGCCACAUAGUAUGUGCCAAAAGGGCGUCCUGGACUCCAUACUUAACAAUGCUCUCGCUAACAGAGCGAUAGAGGGGUCUGAAUCGGCCAUAGUUGCCGAUAAUUUGGCUUUGAAUUGCACGACCAUACCGGAAAGUUUUGAUCUAAUGGACAUCAAUGCUCUGUCCAUAUUCCAGCUGGAGUGCAAGGUGGAGUGGCCUUUGAAUCUGGUGCUCAGCGUAGAGACCAUGGAGAAGUAUAGGCAAAUAUUCUCUCAUUUGAUGAAGUUGCGGCAUAUCAGCUUUAUAAUGGAACGGACCUAUCAAGACUUCCAGCAAUCAUCGAGACUCUAUGGUCGGAGGCUACAACAAUCGCCGCAGUAUCGUCAUUUGCAAAUGAUUCGCCAUAAAUUAUCGCACUUCGUGUUUACGCUGCAAAAUCAUAUAGUCACAAAUGCAUUAGAGGGCACGUGGAAGACUUUUACUGAUGAUCUAAUCGCGGUAGGCUCUGUAGAGGAGCUUUACCAACGACACGUGGACUACUUAAAGGAGAUUGCAUUCUUUUCGCUACUUAAUCGUCGGAGCGUUAAAUUUCGGGAAACCAUCGAUAGUAUACUUGUGAUUGCCCUGCGUUUUUGCAAAAUUCUGAACUCGAAGUCAUUUGUUUUGGAUGAGGGUAAUCAGUUUGUUCAUCCACGUUAUAAGCGAUUGGUGUUUGAAGAAACAGAAUUUGAGAAAUUCAUUCGUUAUGCCAUCUACUUGGGAAACAAGGUUGCUGCUUCAGGAUACCAAGCUAAAAUAAUUGAUCUUAUACGUAUCAUUAAUUAUAAUAACUACUAUAAAGUAUCUAGCAAGAAUUAAAUAAAAUGU